AUGGGGUCCGUUCCUACCGACCUCGAAACCCUUUCUAUAUACGAAGCCCCUGAUGACUUUUCGCGUGAGGUGGACGAACACAUCAGAAAUAGUGAACUGGCCAAAUCAUUACGAGCUCACCCAGACUUUAUAGAAUCCCGCCCUCACUUGAAGAUUCCAGAGGAAGUGCGGCAACAUAACUUGACCGCAGGGACAUUGGCAGGUCCUAACAUGAUUACCGUGCCUCCAUACUAUUUCAACGAGAAAGAUGGCAAAUCCAUGGUUCAGAUCUUUUAUGUCGGCUCAGACUGUUCGGGCCAUCCAGGCAUUGUGCAUGGAGGCUUUCUAGCAACCAUGCUUGACGAGGGACUGGCGAGAUGUGCUUUUCCCGCAAUGCCUAACAAGGUCGGAGUAACAGCGAACCUGCAAAUCAACUAUCUCAAGCCCACAAUGGCGGGCCAAUUUCUCGUUCUCAAGGCCAAGACAACACGUAUCGAUGGUCGCAAGGCGUGGGCUGAAGGUUGGAUUGAGAGUCUUGAGGUUGCUGAAGGAGAAGAGCCUCAAAAGCUCGUCGAGGCCAACGCCUUGUUCGUUGAGCCCAAGCAUGCCAAGGUCCUUAAGUCUCUCUACCGUGCGGCCGCCUAA
Molecule: messenger RNA, 624 nt
Organism: Exophiala mesophila
Lineage: Eukaryota; Fungi; Ascomycota; Eurotiomycetes; Chaetothyriales; Herpotrichiellaceae
Exons: 2
Coding region: 1-624 (207 amino acids)
Source: RefSeq, a predicted model, not a curated record